GCUUCUCAAAAAUGGCGGCUGCAGUGUGAAGUCUGGUGCCUGCUCCCGGAGCUAGCAUGACAGAAGUGUUUUUGCUCGGGCGGAGGAGACCCGAGGUGCGUGGUGGCCCUGGUCCCCCUUGGGAAGUGGAGAUGGAGUCCUGAUGUUGGAGUCCUGAUGGCUGUCUGCAAGGAGGACGGCAGGGAGCCUUAGGGGCAAGUCCUGCGCUGGGAACGCCCCCUUACUGCCGCGCCAGCGUCCCGCCUCAGUUUGUCCCAACACCCCUGCCUCACACCCCUGGACGCAUUACCCCAGAUGCCACGGCUGCUGUGUCUAAAUUAGUGUUCUCGGUGGGCCAUCUCGGCUCCUAGUGUUCGCUGCUGACCUUCACACUUAUCUGGACCCCCCUUCACUGGCCCUUCUCGCUAGAGGCAUUCGGGCCCCUGGCCCAGCUCCCUCAGCGGGGGGGGGGCCCCUCUCCAAGAGCACCGACAGCGCCCUCUGCAAUUCUCCCCAGGGAAAAUAUAGCAGAAGCGAAUACCAUGGGACAAACAGCGAAUGAAGAUUAUUUUGACUGGGACAAGUAUUUGAAAGAGACUGGAUCUGUAAGUGCUCCUUCAGACUAUUUCAGACAGUCUAAGACUCCACCAACUAAUGAAUUCCAAAUUGGUAUGAAAUUGGAAGCCCGUGACCCUCGCAAUAUUGAUUCAGUGUGUGUUGCUUCGGUCAUUGGAAUUACUGGAGCCAGAUUACGUCUACGACUGGAUGGUAGUGACAAUAAGAAUGAUUUUUGGAGACUUGUGGAUUCAUCGGACAUACAGCCUGUUGGGACAUGUGAACAAGGAGGAGAUUUACUUCAGCCUCCACUGGGGUACAGAAUGAAUACUUUAUCAUGGCCUAUGUUCUUACUACGUGUACUAACUGGAUCUGAACUGGCACCUGCAGUGUUCUUUAAGAAGGAACCACCACGUCCACCCCAAAAUAAUUUUAUAGUUGGAAUGAAGAUUGAAGCUGUCGAUAGAAAAAAUCCAUUUAUGAUCUGUCCUGCCACAAUUGGAGCUGUCAGCGGAGAUCAAAUUCACAUUACUUUUGAUGGAUGGAGUGGAGCAUUUGAUUAUUGGUGCAACUAUGACUCCCGAGACAUCUUCCCAGUUGGAUGGUGUCGCCUUACAGGAGAUGUAUUGCAGCCACCAGGAAAAAUUGCUGAAAGAAGACCAAGGGGCAGAGGAGUGACCAGACCACGGAAAUUUGGAACCACUUCUUUGAAAAGUGUAGAAGAAUCCUCAGAAACUGCAGAAAAACCUGGGUGCAGUGUAUUUACCAACCCUUUGGGGGAUGAAGACAGAACUUUGAAAGAUUACCAAGCAGCCCCAGGUUGGAAAAAACCCAAGGGCAGAGGAUUUACCAAACCUGGAAAAGAUGAAGCUAGACCUGGGAAACAUGACCCAGGAGCCCCAGCUGGAAAAAAAUCCAGGGGCAGAGGAUUCACCAAAUCUGUGGAAGAUGAAGCCAGACCAGGGAGAGAUGUUCAAGUAGCCCCAGUCGAGAAAAUACCCAAGGGCAAAAGAGUUACCAAACCAUGGAAAGACCAGGCCACACUUUCUGAAGAUGAAGCAGCAGCCCCAGCAGAGAAAAAACACAAGGGCACAACAGUCACCACACCUUGGACUGAACAACCCAGACUUUUUGCAGAUCAAGAAGCAGGCCCAGCUGAGAAAAAACACAAGGGCAAAACAGUCACCACACCUUGGACUGAACAACCCAGACUUUUUGCAGAUCAAGAACCAGGCCCAGCUGAGAAAAAACACAAGGGCAAAACAUUUGCCACACCUUGGACUGAACAACCCAGACUUUUUGCAGAUCAAGGACCAGGACCAGCUGAGAAAAAAACCAAGGGCAAAAGAGUCACCAAGCCUUGGAAAGAUCAAGCCAUACCAUUUCACUUUGGAGUAGCAGGUCCAGCUGAGAGAAAACCCAAGGGAAGAAGAGUCACCAAACCUCGAAAUGAUGAAGCCCAAUUUUUAGCAGAUGAAGAAGCAAUGCCAGCUCUUUUCUCAGCUCUUAGUGUGAGUAGUACAGAGAAAACACCACCUUCUCCCUCUGAACAACCAAAGCCUUCUACCUCCCGCAAACCAAAGUCUUCCCACUCCAAAGGGGCUCAAUCUUCAAAGAAGUCUCCACGAAAAACCAGUGUUGUGCAACCAGUAAAAAAGACCGGCAAGAAAGCAGGAAAAACUAAGUCUACUAGAGGUACUUCUUCCACUAAGAAGGGCAAGGGCAUUAUUGUUAAAAUUGUCCCAACAAAGAAAAGAGGUGAUGAAAAGCGUAGAAAAAAGGAAAAAUCUAUUCCAGUUGUUUCUUCUACAUCUUCAGCUUCUUUAAGUUCACUAAUAAGUUCUCCAUCCAAUAAUACUCCUAAAGAGCCAUCUAAAAUAGUCAUGUCUACAGUCUGCGUGUAUAUAAACAAACAUGGAGUUUGUGGUCCCUACCUGGAUCCACAGAAGGUUCAGCAGCUACCUGAUCACUUCGGCCCAGGCCCUGUGAAUGUCAUUCUCCAGCGGACUGUGCAGGCCUGUGUGGAUUGUGCCAUUCAGGCCAAGGAUGUGUUUCUGUUUCUUAAGCCAGUUGAUAGAGGAGGAGAAAUGGUAACUGCCUUCUUUGAUGGGAAAGUUCAUACUGUUCAGCUCCCUUCAGUGAAUAGUGCAUCAUUUGCACUUCGCUUUCUUGAAAAUUUCUGCAGCAGCCUGCAGUGUGAUCAGUUUUUGAGUAGCCAGCCUUUCAGUAAUAAGGCUCAUGUUCAUACUCCAACUACAGACACUGAACAAAGCAAACCAGAAAGUGUGGAACUAAAGGAAAAGAGAAGCCGUAAACGAUUGUUUCUGCAAACUCAACAUUCUGCUCCUGUCUCAUCUAAGGUUCCCAGAAAGUCUAGGCGAGCCUCUAAAGGAAAUUGAUGGGAAAGCUCUGCUACUACUGAAGAGUGAGCUGCUGAUGAAGUAUAUGGGGCUGAAACUAGGACCAGCAUUAAAACUGUGUUAUUACAUUGAAAAACUUAGAGAAGUAAAACAUAAUUGAAAAUGUGCAAAUUUAGUUUAGAGAUAAUUCUCAGGUAUACUGAAAAUAUUUUACAUAAAAAGUUUUCAUCUCAUCAGUUUUUAUUUUAUAGAAGGUUUUUAUAGACAUUUUAAGAAAGUUGUAGUACAGUUACAUUAAUAGUAUACUCUUAUUCUUUAAAUGCCAUUUAAUGUUUGUAUUUGCAUAAUUAAAACUGGCUGUUCAUUAUUUAUGUCUUUAUUUUUAUUGUGUUUUCAAGUGUACUUCAUGUGGCACAGAGAAGAAAAGCUUUUUUUGGAUUAAUCUUUAUAUCUAAAACCAAACAGCUAAACCCAAAGGGGAAAAUACCAGCAACCUAACUUCUAAAAACAUGAGAAUUUUUUUCUCAAAAAGAGAAUUUCAAGAUGCACUUAAGCUCUCGUCUCCUCAGUUAUUUUAGUCUGGUUCUACAGUAUUUUUUCCUGAUCUAUUAGUAGAAAGGGAAGAGCCAUAUAAAUUAUUUUCCUUUCUGUCAGUGCCCUUUUUUAGCUCAUACUACAGAGGGAAAGCAAUUUUAUAAGCUUACAUAAAGUGUUCCUACUAGCCUUUGAUAUUUUUUAAACUGUAGCAUAGAUUAAAAUAAAUAAUUUUGUGCAGGAGAUGUUUAUUUUACCAGAGUGAAUUCAAUGGAAUUGGCUAAAAUUUAUACCUAUUUUACAGCUUUGUGUGUUUUUGCUAAACUUGAACAUUAGACACCCAAUUCUGACAUCUUUAUUUUCUAAGAUACUUGUGUCCAAAUUUUAAAUUUGUGUUUUAUUUUGUGUUUAUUACCCAUACAGAUAUUUAGCUUAUUUAUAUACUAUUGUAUAUAUGUGAGAAGACAUAAGUGACUUUUUGAAUUGAAUAUGGCACUUUACACUGCCACAGAGGUAAUAAAGGGAUAUAUAGAUGUUUAUCCCCUGAAAAAUGUAUACAUCAUUUUUUUUAUCACCAGUACCUCUCAGCUUUUUAUUCAGGUGAUAAGAAACUGCCCAUAAAUUGGAUCACACAUAGGGAAGCUCUUUUUUUGUUUUUGUUUUGUUUGGGUUUUUCUGUUGUUUUUAUUUCUUUUUGUUUGUUUCUUUUGUUUUUUGAGACGGUUUUUCUGUGUAACCCUGGCUGUCCUGGAACUCAUUCUAGACCAGGCCGGCCUCAAACUCAGAGAUCCACCUGCCUCCCAAGUGCUGGGAUUAAAGGCGUGAGCCACCACUGCCCAGCCCAUAGGGAAGCUCUUUAUCAUAUGCAAUAUUUCUAAUUAAUUUUCUUAGUUCUGAGCCACCAAUUCUGCUACAUUUUGAAAAAUACAUGAGGGAUUUUUUUUCCCAAAUAAUAGCUUUCAAAGUAAAAUUGUGCUGCAUGGUAUUACUUUAUAUGAUGGUGUAAUGCAUAUAAGCUAUGAGAAUCAGUUAUACAUGUAUUAGAGUCAGUUAUACAUGUAUUAUCUAUUCUAAAUCUCAACAAAAAUGUUCAACCCGACAAGAAUGUAAUUUUCUCUUUAGAAUACCAAAUGUGUUUUAGACAACAAUGCAAAUGUUAAAAGAGUAUUUCACCUAUGUCAUUCCUGACACAGCUAGAAUGCUUAAACUUGAUCUUCUUGCAAUUUGUUUGUAUGAAGAUGCUAUUUCCAGUUGAUUGGACCUCAGGUGUUUGUAAUAUUGUUUAUAAUCUUAAGAUAUUAAGAAUAUAAUAAAGUUGUUAAAUAACCACAGCAA
Molecule: messenger RNA, 4763 nt
Organism: Mastomys coucha (southern multimammate mouse)
Lineage: Eukaryota; Metazoa; Chordata; Mammalia; Rodentia; Muridae
Gene: Scml2
Product: Scm polycomb group protein like 2
Exons: 22
Coding region: 522-2933 (803 amino acids)
Biological process (GO): regulation of DNA-templated transcription
Cellular component (GO): nucleus
Source: RefSeq, a predicted model, not a curated record